This is a messenger RNA of Acaulospora colombiana, 428 nucleotides long. The record is from the annotation of a GenBank genome assembly. NCBI's taxonomy places the organism in Eukaryota, Fungi, Glomeromycota, Glomeromycetes, Diversisporales, Acaulosporaceae.
AUGAUCGGAAAUGUUGAGAGAAGACAAGUACCUAAAAGAAAAAAAGUUUCCAAACCUGUUGCCCAAAAUGAAGAACCUACCAAAAUAGAUCUUUCGGCAGACUGCAAAACUGAUAUCGGUCGACAACCCAAAAUAAAGACAAAAAAUAAUGGUCGAAUCAAUCCAAAUAGCAGGAGAAAUUUCUUAAGACCGCAUAAUUUCCCAGUUUGUUCAGAAUGUGGACCUCCGUGUCCGUGGUCCCUUGGAUAUGAUGAGAUUCCACAUCGUUCCUGCCAACGUCUUCCACCUGUAAAUCCGAACUCAAAAGUGAAACCCACAACUCAGAAAGGACCUGUGCAAUGUGAAGUUGAUGCUGUGGUAAAUGUUGAAAUUGGGGCAAAUACUAAAGGAGAGAAUCCAAAAUCUCGAAAAUCGUGCGCGAAGGCCAA